Messenger RNA from Haliotis rubra (blacklip abalone), 3320 nucleotides. RefSeq names its product pinin-like. Lineage: Eukaryota; Metazoa; Mollusca; Gastropoda; Lepetellida; Haliotidae. The transcript has 10 exons. The coding region runs from base 4 to 2295 and encodes 763 amino acids. Gene Ontology annotation, cellular component: catalytic step 2 spliceosome. The record is from RefSeq and is a predicted model, not a curated record.
CUCAUGCUCUCCUUCAAAAUGGCCGAUGGAAUGAAAGGAGUCGAUGCGUUGCAAGAUGAGCUUUUGCGUGCCAAAGACAAACUGAAAGAUGUCAAUGAAAAUAUAAAGAAACUCACAGGAAGAGAUCUUGAAGAACAAAGGAAUUUUGGUCGCCGUGAAUUUGCAAGUCCCGAUGGAAGAGGUCGAGGAAGGUUCUCCAACCUUGUCCGGCGUCGAUCGGAUGAUAGCCCAGCGGCAAAAAGAAGAGGCCUUGGAGGAGCUUUUGCCAGGCUGGGUCUGCCGGUGGGGAUGGCGCAGCGCCGACAGCAGGAGGAUAGCGGGGAGGAGGAGGAUGGAGAGGACAAGCCCGCUAUCGCCUCAGCUGUUGUUGCUGCUGCCGGAAACAAGAGAUCUCGACGGGACAUGAUACAGGAGCAGAGCCAGGACAGCCGCGGCAUGGCCAGAAACAAGAGAAUGUUUGGUCUUCUCCUUGGAACACUGCAGAGGUUUAAACAUGAAGCCAAGGAAAACAAGGACAAGGAUGAACAAAGGAAGAAGAUUGAGGAGAAGUUGGAGUCGAAGGCCAAACAGGAGAAGGCCCGACUUGUCCAGGAGAAGAAACAGCUGGUGCAGGAAUUUGAGCAAGAGCAGGCAAAAAUACAUCGACUUGAACAGAAGAUGGAGCUGGUCAGACAGCAUGACAAUUGGGCCAUGGAGACCAAGAAGCUGGAAAACUUCAUCUGCACCAAGGCAAAACCUCAGAUAUUUUACCUUCCCAAAGGACUGAUCAGCUCCACUGAAGCCAAACUGAAGGAAACUAAAGUUGUUGUAGACAAAAUGAUUAAGGACAGACGAGCCAAGUUGGAGGAGGAGAUCGAGGACAUGAUGACUCGCGAGAUUGAGAGGGAGGAGAGACUGAGGGCACGCAGGGAGAGUGGGGAGGGAGUGAGGGGAGGGGCACAGCGACAUCAGGAGGAACACGAGGACCAGGAGGAGGACGAGGACGACCAGGAUAAGUUUGAUCAGAUUGAGGAGAAUGAGGUGGUGCUGGAGGAGAGGAAGAAUGGUGACGGGGAAGUUGGGGAUGAAAGGAGGGUGGAUGUGAGGCAGGUGGUGGCUGCUGCAGAGGAGGGAGGGGGAGGAGGCGAUGGAGUACAGGAAGAGGAAAAGAUGGAAGGUGUGGAGGAAGGGGAUGAUGAGAAUGAGGAGGGGGAGAUUGAGUCUGAGAAGGAAAGUGGUAAGGCUUUGGAGAAGGAAAGAAGGCGAGUUAGGAGUGGUGAGAGUGAUGGAGAGAAGAGACGGGUAGAAAGGAGGUCAAGGGAUGGACAGGACAAUCGAAGCAUGUCUACGGAUGGAGAGAAAGGUAGAAGUAGGUCAAGGGAUGGGGAGGAAGACAGAAGUAUGUCAAAGGAUGAGGAGAAAGACAUAGAUAGGCCAGGUGAUGAGAAAGCUAGAAGUAGUUCAGGUGAUGGAGAAAAAGCUAGAAGUAGAUCUAAGGAUGGAGAGAAAGACAGAAAUAGGUCAGGUGAUGGAGAAAAAGCUAGAAGUAGAUCUAAGGAUGGAGAGAAAGACAGAAAUAGGUCAGGUGAUGGAGAAAAAGCUAGAAGUAGAUCUAAGGAUGGAGAGAAAGACAGAAAUAGGUCAAGUGAUGGAGAAAAAGCUAGAAGUAGGUCAAGGGAUGGAGAGAAAGACAGAAAUAGGUCAAGUGAUGAUGAGACAGCUAGAAGUAGGUCAAGGGAGGGAGAGAAAGCUAGAAGUAGGUCAAAAGAUGGGAAAGACAGAAGUAGGUCAAGGGAUGGGAAAGACAGAAAUGUGUCUAAAGAUGAAGAACAGACUCGGUCAACAAAGGACAGGAGUAAAUCGACAGAGGGGAAAGAUAGGAGCAGUGAGAGGGAGAGGAGAAAGAGUGGUGCAAAGGAGAGAGAAAGACGGCGGUCAAGGAGCAGCAGUCGUAGCAGAGAUCGGGAGAGGAGGAGAGAAAGGCGGAGUGAUAAGGAUGGAGAGAAGGAGAAUAGGAAAAGCAGGCAUGAUGAAGAUCGCAGCAGGAGGAGAAGUGAGAGGAAGGAGAGAAGGAGGAAAAGUUCCGAGAGGGACAGAAGCAGGGAUAGGACAGACGAGAAAAAGAGAAAGGUUGAUGAUGAAACUAGACAUACUAAGGACGAUAAGGACAGGCGAUUGAGUGAUCAACGAGAUGAUGAUAAGAGUAAAGAUGGAGGAGCUAAGGAUAGGGAGAAGAAGGACUUGGAGGAGGGGGAGGUGGAUGAGGAGCGACGGACAGUAGACCAGGAGACUGGGCAGGAGAAGCCAUCAGACUGAACCUCCACCAAGCAGCAGGUUACACUUGUAAAUACUUCAAAUCUAAGGAUGUUGAAUAUUUUUAAAUUAAGCAUGUUAGUGUUCUGUAGAAAGUGUGUCGACAGAAUUGUCUGAAUGAUAAAUUCACACAAGAGAUUCUGUUGAUCGUUGAAUGAAUUUGUGUCAAGAUGCUUUUCUCAAACAUGUUUUAGUGAUGAGGGUUAUCAAUUGUCUCUGAAGGUUUUAAAUAUUGUGGAUGUAAAAGGUACCACUUAAUUCAAUUGUGUUUUAUCAACCUGUUUUACUAAAAGCAGUUCAUCAAAUAUGGAAACCAGAGAGGAAGUACGCUGAGACACUUGUGGCCAUUGAUUUACUGGAUAUCUUAGCUGAAUUUUAGACUCAGGUUGUUUACUCAUUCAAAUUGUUCUGCAUCUUCCUGGAUCCAUUUUCAUCUGAAUCAUGUAUUCAUCUCAUCAACAUCAACCUUGGUCACAUUUACACUUUAACACUGACCUAUAGCAAGCAACUCCGGCAGACAUUUACAAACUUUGACAGGAAUACAAUGCUACUCCCUAACUUUGCUGACAUUGUCAUCAUUAACGCAGACUGAUGGACAGUGACUGUAAUUAAGAUGAUUGUAGGGAGACUUGAACUGAUUACCCCAACAUUAAUAUUGGACAUCUCAGAUCAUGGACAGACAUCAUUACAUUGUCAUCUUCCCCUUCUUGGGUAUCUUCGGUACAUAAACCUCUUCUGUUCAUAUUUCCACUCACUUAAACAUAAAACAUCAACCUCCAAUCUACCAUUCUACAAGUUGUGAACGUUGUAGUUUUCAUGCUGUGAUACUGUAAUUCCCUGCCUGGCAUCCUCCAGUAUCCUCUGUUGAUAACAACAUACAGUAUAAGUAGUGUAUGGUUAUGGGUGGACUCUAUACCAUGAUAGUCUAUCCACGGAUACUUGUAGGGUGUACUACAGAUCAUGUGACAAUGGUGACUGGGAUGUCGUAGUCUAUCCACGGAUACUUGUAGGGUGUACUACAGAUCAUG